AUGAAUUUGAAAAGAAAAGCCUCCGAGGAUUAUGAGGAGCCCAUCAAAAGAGUGGCCUCUUCUUCUGGCCAAAAUGGUUCCGAUGGCGAAGAUUCAGAUGAUGGUCUCCAAGAUAUUGUCGAUGUAGAUUUUGAUUUCUAUAAUCCUGAUGAUGUUGAUUACCAUGCAUUGAAGAAAUUGUUGACCCAGCUAUUCUCAACAGAUGCCGAACUCUUGAACUUGGGUGAUUUCGCUGAUAUCAUGAUUGAAGAAAACCAAGUGGGCACCACUGUUAAAGUAGACGAUCAAAAGUCUGAUCCAUACGCUAUUCUAAGCAUCAUCAACCUGACUCAUCAAAAGGACAAGGAAGGCGUCAAGCAAUUAUGCAGUUACCUCGCCAACAAAUGCCCUAAAAAAAACGAAGCUCUCCACAAAGCAGUGAAGCAGAUUCUAUCGCUUUCUUCAACAGACAAGCAUGUUGGUUGGGUUGUCUCUGAACGCUUCAUCAAUAUGCCCGUUGAAAUCAUGGCACCCAUGUAUACCAUGCUUACCGAUGAGUUGAAAAAUGCCGUGAAAGAGAAAGAGCCUUAUGUAUUUGAAUGGUACAUGUUCAUCUCCAAGACCUACAAGGAAGUAACUUCCUCCAUUGACGAAGACGGAGAAGAACCUCAAUUAAAGAAAGUCAAAGCCUCGUCAUCAUCAUCAGCAGAGGCACCCUCAGAGACCUUUUAUUUCCAGUCUGAAGACGAGAUCAUUGCUAAAUAUGCAGAAUAUCAAUACGAUUUCAAGUUUACAAACAAGGAAAAGGAACAAGCAGCCGACUCACGACGUGCCUUUUCCGACUUUGGCAUUGCACCCGCUCGUAAAUUAUUGUUGGUGCACAAAUCAAAAUUCAAUGACAUGGUGAAUGAAAUCACAAAGACCUGUUCAUCCACCUCAGCAGCUUGA
Mucor velutinosus is the source of this 927-nucleotide messenger RNA. RefSeq names its product pyridoxine biosynthesis protein (gene PDX1). Lineage: Eukaryota; Fungi; Mucoromycota; Mucoromycetes; Mucorales; Mucoraceae. The record is from RefSeq and is a predicted model, not a curated record. The transcript has 4 exons. Bases 1 to 927 code for a protein of 308 amino acids. Gene Ontology annotation, cellular component: nucleus.